AUGCCCUGGACCUAUACAAUUACUAAUGUUGGUGCGCUGAAACAGACCUCCACGGGCAAUCGCGAACCGGCCAGCGGAGCGAGCUUCGCCGUCCGUUCUAGGGAUAGAAGACAUGCGCCGCACCUAUCGAUCAGCGACGAUAACCACCAUGUGACCGAGACCAUCGGCUUCCUUUACGGCGAUGACGACGAGAGAGAUCCGAGAAGGAAGUCCAAUGCACCAUCCAUUGCUCGCAGCUCUGUGUACAGCGACUCAUCCGCCGAUGGUGAAAACAGUACGAGCUCACAGACCCCAGCUUCUUUGCGAAGACCAGGCCUAGAGAGCAUCGUGUCGCCGGGUCGAAACUAUGAGCAAGUAACAGUACGGCCGAUUCCUCAUCCAAGCAGAAGCUACUCGUUCGAGAAGACGAAUGGACAGCCCCUCUCACCAGGCAUGAAUGCGAGAGAUCAGUCUCCGUCCGAGACGGCACAAUCGCACUUUCCUCUUAAUGACAUAGACUACGAAUCCAGUCCUGCUGCAGUGGCACAAGAGCUGAGCAAUUUACAAGCAUUGCGGAGAAUGUCCAUGGAUGUACAUGCUGCUGGAGAUCCUGACCUGCCGACUUUAAAUCCAGCUGCAAUACCAAAUGCUCCGUCACCUACCGCAUCCGAUGACGACGCCUCGCGGUUGUUCUGGGUACCAGCCAGGCUACAUCCAGAGCUAGCACCAACGGAGUUCAAAACGUUCCUCGAAAGCAAAGCUGAGCAGAUUAAGAGGAGGUCGGGUGAUUUGUCGUCCUUGGGCUCGUCUCCCAUGUCCUCAAGAAGUGCUUCAUUGAGCUCCAACAGUAGUGGGCUUGCGAGGAAGAAGUCUAUGCUCUCGAGGGAAGUCAACAAUUCGGUUGGUUAUCAGGAUGGAGCGGACAUACUUGAGAGAAAAAGGUCAGCAGGUCACAAGCAACAGCCGUCAGACCCUAAUCUUGCCGAACUGGAAACUUUAGUUGCCCGAAAUCUGCAGGUACAGAGACCACAAAGUCCCGAUGAGGACGUCGAUUUCAUAUUGCCUUCAGUCCCCUCCUCAAGCUUGAAGCGGUCCACGAAAACGAAGUAUCAAAGAACUGGAGGUGGUGUCAAGGCUAGAGGUGAAAGACAGAGGCCCCUGAAGAGGGUGCCGACUGGUGACGAAACAACCAGCUCUGAUGUUACGACCUCUACUUCAGGUCUUACAAGUUUUGCACCCUCGAUUGUAUCAUCUCAUCCCAGUAAACUCGCGGAUACCUUGAGCUUCUCGUCCUCGAAGUCCACGUCAAAUGCGCAAAACUUCUCACGCCCUGCUGCACGAAGUCCGUCACCACCUCAGGACAGUACGCAAGCAUCCAUCACAUCGAAUACGUUCGACACAAAAUUAGCAGGUCCGAACAGUGCUGAUCGAUACAGCACGCAAAGCGCGCCAGAUGGUCGAACGCAGAGGAGGCACAUAAUUCAACCAGAAAGAUAUUCGAUACCAGAAAUCAUUGAGACUCCUCCAACUGAGCAACAAGUACCGCCUAGAACGUCGUCGGACCAAGCUCCAAUUUCGCAACCUCGCCAUCCAGAGCGGACAUCGUCACGCGACAACUCAAUCAGGCCUGUAGGUGCCGGCCGACAACCAAUGCCAAGGAAUCUGGGUUCGUCAGGGCUACCGACUAAAGUGUCUAAAGUCGAGAUACCACCUCUUUCAAAUCCCAAGCAAAGUUUAGAGCAACCUUCACCCCUGCCUGGUCAAGAUACUAAUACUAGUAACCUUUCCUUCAUACCUACGUUGACUGUUGACAGACAGUCUCAUGAACAGCAGAAAACCAAGAAAUCUGGUUGGGGCUGGCUGCUUGGCAAAGACGAGGAGAAGGAGAAAGGCAAAAGUAGACCUGGAAAGAAUGCACAGAGUCAUGAUAACACCAGGCUUGAUGUGCUGCAGACAUCGAUUGACGGCAACCCCAGGCGUCGUGAGACAAUUGAACUGGAUCGGGACAGCUUGAAAUUAGAGGAGGAACGCAGAAAAGAGAGUCAAAGGAAAACGUCUUCGACAGAGAAGAGAGAGAAAGAGAGUUUCAUCUCCUCUCUGUUCGGAGGCAAGAAAUCCAAGGCUGAGAAGGAAGCCAAGAAGAGCCCUCGCCUAUCUCCAGAACCGCCGUAUCGGGAACUCAAGGCCGACAUUGACUACAGCUGGACACGUUUCUCAAUAUUAGAGGAACGAGCGAUCUACCGUAUGGCACACAUCAAACUCGCAAAUCCACGAAGGCCCCUCUAUUCUCAAGUGCUGUUGAGCAACUUUAUGUACAGUUACUUGGCCAAAGUACAGCAAAUGCAUCCUCAAAUGAAUCUUCCGACCAAUGCGAAGCAACAGAAGAAGCAGAAAGAGCAGCCUGCUCAGCAAAGUGACGAGUUUAGUACUUACCAGCGGUAUCAGCAGCAGCAACAUGAACAACAACAAGAGCCGCAGAAUUCUCAGCAGCAACCCAUGGCAUAUGAAGGACAGUAUGCUAACAGCCAGGAGCCAAGCAGUUCUCGGCCAAGUACGAGAGGAAGCAACCGUCACGCUGAAGGAACGUAUAACUCCUACACAUACAAUCGCCCGCAGCAGCCGGCCCAACAGCAAUACGAAACUGACAGAGAACAAGAGAUGUGGUGA
Molecule: messenger RNA, 2646 nt
Organism: Lithohypha guttulata
Lineage: Eukaryota; Fungi; Ascomycota; Eurotiomycetes; Chaetothyriales; Trichomeriaceae
Exons: 2
Coding region: 1-2646 (881 amino acids)
Biological process (GO): establishment of cell polarity; positive regulation of G2/M transition of mitotic cell cycle
Cellular component (GO): cytoplasm; cell septum
Source: RefSeq, a predicted model, not a curated record